Messenger RNA from Hibiscus syriacus, 1545 nucleotides. Its product is annotated as endoglucanase 16-like. Bases 16 to 1500 code for a protein of 494 amino acids. The record is from RefSeq and is a predicted model, not a curated record. Gene Ontology annotation, biological process: carbohydrate metabolic process. NCBI's taxonomy places the organism in Eukaryota, Viridiplantae, Streptophyta, Magnoliopsida, Malvales, Malvaceae. Gene Ontology annotation, molecular function: hydrolase activity, hydrolyzing O-glycosyl compounds. The transcript has 6 exons.
GGUCAUUUUAAUUCAAUGGGAACUUUCUCCAGAACAUCUGCGGCCGCCGUCGUUGCAUGGCUGGCGAUCUUCCAAUGGUGUCUAAUCGCCGUUAGCGGUCAAGUUUUUGACUACAAGGAAGCCCUCUCAAAAUCCCUCAUUUUCUUGGAAGCCCAAAGGUCUGGGAAACUCCCUCCUAAUCAUAGAGUCAAAUGGAGGGGAGAUUCCGCUCUUACGGAUGGACAAGAUGAACAUGUGGACCUUGUUGGAGGGUAUUACGACGCAGGAGACAAUGUCAAGUAUGGGUUGCCAAUGGCCUUCACGAUCACCACCCUUGCAUGGUCGGCCAUUGCUUACAGAGACGAACUUGAAGCUGCUGGGGAACUGGGAAAUGUUCAUGAGGCUAUUCGUUGGGGCACUGAUUAUUUUAUAAAAUGCGCUAGCAGGAAGAAUAAGCUUUUCGUUCAGGUUGGAGACCCUGUGGAAGAUCAUAAGUGCUGGGUACGACCGGAGAAUAUGAAGACACCAAGAACCGUGUUGCAGAUUAAUGAGAGCAGGCCUGGAACGGAGAUUGCAGCUGAAACUUCAGCCGCAAUGGCUGCUUCUUCUAUUGUCUUUAGAAACGUUGAUCUACAUUAUUCACAUUGCCUUCUUAACAAAGCCAAGUCGCUUUUCCAAUUUGCUGAGAAAAACAAGGGAACUUUCGAUGGAGAAUGCCCCUUCUAUUGCUCUUUCUCUGGAUAUCACGAUGAGUUGUUGUGGGCUGCCGGAUGGCUAUUCACUGCCACCCGUGACAAAAUCUAUUGGAAGUUCAUCACAGAAGAAGCACUGGAUGCGAUCGUGGAUGAGUUUAACUGGGACCUUAAAUAUGCUGGAAUCCAAGUCCUCCUUUCUGAGGCUUUCUUUCAAAGCCAUGAUGUGAUUUUGAAAUCCUUCAAGGACCAUGCCGACAGUUUCAUGUGCUCCGUUCUUCCCGAAAGUCCCUAUUUCAAGGUUCCGGAGACUCCAGGUGGUUUGAUUCACCUGAGAGAUGGAGCCAACCUUCAGUAUGUUACUGGAGAUGCUUUCCUCCUCAGUAUCUAUGGCAAUGUGCUUCGUCGUUACAAGGAAAAGGUCCAAUGCGGUGAUAAACAGUUUGAACCCCAACACCUCUGGGAUUUCGCCAAGAAGCAGAUAGACUACAUACUAGGGCAUAACCCACAAGGGAGAUCAUACAUGGUCGGGUUCGGGAAUAGUCCGCCUAGACAGGCGCACCACAGGGGUGCAUCGGUGCCGUUAUCGGAAGCUAACCUAGACAUCAACUGCGGCAUGAGCUUUGAGCGUUGGUUCAACAAGGAUCAACCAAACCCCAAUGAGUUAACGGGAGCCAUCCUUGGUGGACCUGAUAUGCAAGACAAGUUCAGUGAUCUACGUUGGACAUCGGUGUACACUGAGCCAUGCACUUAUGUCAACUCCUUAGCCGUCGCUGCUUUGGCUAAGCUUGUUAGCCCUAACGACCCAAAUUCUCUUAAAGCCAUUUGAACUUAUUUUCCCUUAACUUGCUUUGUUACUACUAUUUAUCAAAUA